Solanum pennellii is the source of this 1796-nucleotide messenger RNA. RefSeq names its product F-box/kelch-repeat protein At3g23880-like. Bases 94 to 1263 code for a protein of 389 amino acids. The record is from RefSeq and is a predicted model, not a curated record. NCBI's taxonomy places the organism in Eukaryota, Viridiplantae, Streptophyta, Magnoliopsida, Solanales, Solanaceae. Gene Ontology annotation, molecular function: protein binding. The transcript has 2 exons.
AAUAAAUAAAAAAACUACUACUCUAAUAGAACACUUCUCCAGUCAACCGAUUCUCCCAUUUCACUAAUCUUCAAACCCUAGGUUUCCUCUGUAAUGGAGUCGCCGCCGCCGAUGAAAACCACGAAGCGCAGAGCAGCAGCAACAACAUCAAUUACUGGCUUAACCAUUGAUAAUUCAGUUCUUCCUAUAGAAUUAAUAUUUGAAAUACUCAUAAGACUGCCUGUAAAAACCUUGCUGAAGAUGAGAUCUGUUUCAAAAUCAUGGAGUUCUCUCAUCUCAACUCCCGAAUUUGUCAAAGCACAUGUAAAAUUUUCAGCCAAUAAUCGAGAAUUUGCUCACCACAGGCUUCUUAGUAUCAGGUCAGGUACUCACAUUCACGACGACGGACGUACUAGUAGAUGGAAAAAUUUCCGCACAUAUUCUCUUAAUGCAAUCCUGUAUGGAGAAUCUCCCUGUUUACCUGUUGAGCUUCAUAAUUUUGGUAUUAGUUAUAAUGUUUUGGGUUCAUGUGAUGGAUUGUUCGUUAUUUCAAAAACCUGGUAUAAUAAUGACAUUGAGGAUCUGUUUCUAUGGAAUCCGUCUAUUAGGAAGUUGAGUAAACUUCCUUAUUCAGGAAUUGAUGUGUUCAAUCGUAGAUUUGCUUAUGGAUUUGGUUAUAUUGAAUCUCAAAAUGAUUACCAUAUUGUUGAAAUUGUGGCAAAUAAACCUAGUUAUUUCAUUGCUGAUAUUAGUGUUUAUAGUUUACGAAAUAAUUCGUGGAAAACCAUUCAUGAGUUCCCAAGUAUCUCUUUGCCUGAAAAUGUUAAAUUUAUUAAAGGAAAGUUUCAUUGGAUCACUGGUGGUGGUAGUGGUAGUAACGCGACAUGGUUCAACCCCGGAGAUGAGGAGUUUGGCAAUGUAGCAUUGCCUAACCCAAGUGGUGACACUUCUAACUGGAAAUUAGUGUCUUCAUCUGGUAAUCUAUGUAUGACUUGUGACUAUAGAAACAAGACAGAUGUGUGGAUAAUGAAGGAGUAUGGACUUGCAGAGUCGUGGACUAUUGUGGGUUCGAUCCCUAAAUUUGUAAAUAAGGUGGUUUGGCCGAUAUUCAUCUCUCAUAAUGAUGAAAUUCUAUUGCAAGACGUUUCAGGUUUAGUGUGGUGGUAUGUUUCACGAGAUGAUGACAGUGUUGAUCGUCCUGAGGAUCAAACACGUUGUGAAUGUGAUCGUGGAAGCGAGCUUAAUCUAUACGUUGAAAGUCUUGUUUCGCCAAAUUCUCCUUGAAAAGCGAAAAGCUAUGGAUUGAGGAGUCUAUUGAGAUCUCUUCAAGUGUAUCGAAGAUAGCUAUCUCGUUAGUGAAUCCAGGUGGUGCUCAUAUGUAAUAAAACGAGACAAUUGAUACAUAAGCAUGUAAAAGCAGGAAUAACAUAAAGUGGUUGAAGUUUGGUUCAACACGAAGAGUCUAGAAUCCAUCGGAAAUAGUCUCUUUACUGCACAAGGUAGGGAUAAAGUUUGUUUACACCCCUUAGAUCCACCAUGUGGGAUCAUAGUGGGUAUGUUGUUGUUGGUGUUGAGGAUGAGUCAUACAUGUUAGAGAGUAAUGAAAGAGCAUCAAUGUGUAGCUAGCAAGUUCAAAGCUGAAAGUUUACCAGGGAGACUCGAAAAAGAAUUCUCAUUAAUAAUGAAAGAAUACUUAUCAUUUCACCACAAUUCUUGUUGCAAAUAUCAAAUUAUUAUGUUCAUUAGAACUCGGACAGAUGAGAAAAAUUAAAAUAUUAAAGCCCACUGCUGCAAUUGUAAGAAAUUUAGAAUAGACC